Arabis nemorensis is the source of this 1332-nucleotide messenger RNA. The record is from the annotation of a GenBank genome assembly. NCBI's taxonomy places the organism in Eukaryota, Viridiplantae, Streptophyta, Magnoliopsida, Brassicales, Brassicaceae.
AUGUCUCAGAGAUGGAGCAGAAAGAAUACUCGUCUUCCAUUAGCGAUUCUUCUCUUCAUGCUCUUAGUCACUUUUACCAUUCUCUACAUAGAGCGCAGCAUUCAGGAGAUCCAUCACGAUACCAAUCCCGAACAAAAUCUCCGUGAAGCUUCCAGGUUUACUUACGUCAAGCCCAAUCUUCAUGCGAAUAAGCUUCCAGAGGUUUUGGAUAGAUUUAGCCGAUGUAACUCGACGAAUGAGUAUAGUGGGAAGAAAAUAGGAUGGGUUGACCCGAAUGAAGACCCGGGUCAAGGAAGUGCAGAGGAAGAGGGAUGUGAUGUGUUCUCUGGGAAAUGGGUCUUUGAUAAUUCGUCGUACCCAUUACAUAAGGAAUCUGAGUGUCCGUACAUGUCGGACCAGUUGGCUUGUCAGAAGCAUGGGAGGACCGAUUUGGAGUAUCAGUAUUGGAGAUGGCAACCUCAUGCCUGCAACUUGAAGAGGUGGAAUGUGAGAGAAAUGUGGGAGAAGCUAAGGGAUAAGAGAUUGAUGUUUGUUGGAGAUUCAUUAAACAGAGGACAAUGGAUAUCAAUGGUUUGUCUGUUACAGUCUGUAAUCCCACGUGAGAAGCAAUCCAUGUCUCCUAAUGCUCACCUCACCAUUUUCAGGGCAGAGGAUUACAAUGCUACUGUUGAAUUUCUCUGGGCUCCGUUGCUCGUGGAAUCGAAUUCUGAUGAUCCGGUUAAUCAUAGAUUGGAGGAACGGAUAAUCCGACCCGAUUCAGUUCUUAAACAUGCAUCAAAGUGGCAACAUGCUGACAUCUUAAUCUUCAACACAUACUUAUGGUGGAGGCAAGGCCCUGUCAAGAUCCAAUGGAGCAGUGAAGAAAAAGGGUCAUGCGAGGAGGUGAAGGGCGAUGGGGGAAUGGAGAUGGCGAUGAAUGCUUGGGGUGAUUGGAUUGCUAACAAUGUCGAUCCGAAAAGAAAGCGUGUAUUCUUCGUUACAAUGUCUCCUACACAUCAAUGGAGCCGGGAAUGGAACCCGGGAAGCGAAGGAAACUGCUACGGGGAGAAAAAACCGAUAGAGGAAGAGAGUUAUUGGGGAGGUGGAUCAGAUAUUCCGACAAUGAGAAUGGUGGACAGAGUUUUGAAGAGAUUGGGACCAAAGGUUUCUGUUAUAAACAUCACUCAGUUGUCUGAGUAUCGUAAAGAUGGUCAUCCCACAGUGUACCGGAAAUUUUGGGAACCUCUAACCGAAGACCGGUUGAAUAAACCGGAGUUAUAUUCUGAUUGUAUUCACUGGUGUGUACCUGGAGUUCCUGAUGUUUGGAAUCAAUUGCUUUACCAUUUUUUGUGA